Messenger RNA from Salmo salar (Atlantic salmon), 2478 nucleotides. NCBI's taxonomy places the organism in Eukaryota, Metazoa, Chordata, Actinopteri, Salmoniformes, Salmonidae. The record is from RefSeq and is a predicted model, not a curated record.
UAUGUGUGUGUGUUGGUCCACAUUGACGAAUGAGGGUAAUGAUUGAUUAAUGAUCAAUAUUGCAGAGAGAGACAGAGAGAAAAACAUUGUGUAUUGAGGCAGGCUAGUUGGUUAGUCUGUCAGGAGUCACCAUGGGGAAGAGCACAGCGUUGACCAUAUUACUACUAGGAGCUGUACUGAUCACUCACCUUGACACGGCUUCAGAUAAGAACAUUAAAUUUCUCAAAGGUAAGCCACGUUUCCAUGCCUCUUCAACCACCCCUGUCCCUACGGCCUCUGUCCCCACGGCCUCUGUCCCCACGGCCUCUGUCCCCACGGGCUCUGUCCCCACGGGCUCUGUCCCCACGGCCUCUGUCCCCACGGCCUCUGUCCCUACGGCCCCUGUCCCCACGGCCUCUGUCCCUACGGCCCCUGUCCCCACCAGACCCCGGACUGAACAGUACCUGGGACCAGAAGGUUGUCUUGAUAAGAAGUACACACGUCUGUCCUGCCAGCGGGUCUUCUGUCCACCGUGGAUGAGAUGUGUGGAGGGAAGGUGUGUGUGUAAGCUGCCCUACCUGUGCCCUAAGGACGGCAUGGCUCCAGUGUGUGGGCACGAUGGAAGGACCUAUCUGUCUUACUGUCAGGCUAUGGCUGUCUCCUGUCGGAGUAAACAACCUAUCAUGUCACACUUUGGAGGAGAGGGCUGCUCAACAGACAGCAUCAAGGUCCAGACCAGUAUAGAUGAGAUGACCGGUGUGGUCAGUAUUGUGUUACCCAAGAGAGAGAGAAGAAAAGAGAAGAGAGAGAAGCUGCUAGUAUGUGGAGAUGGAGGAGGAAGAGAGUACAACUGGAACAUGGCUGCGGCUAACGUAGCCUGCCAUGACAAGAAUUCGUUGGGAGCGGAGGAGGCCAGCUCGGUGCUGUAUAAAACCAUACUGUCCCCCGAUACAGACCACUGCGUCAGCGUUCUCUGUCAAGGAUAUGAGAGCAGCCUCGCCGAAUGUUCCUUCUCCGGUAGAACACCUCUCGGCCGCGACGACAAGGUCGCCACGGCAACCUGUUACCGGAAACCCAAAGAGGGGUCGCCGUGCGAGUUCAGGUGCGUCAACGACAAGUGUGUGUCGUUGGAACAGACGUGUGACGGAGUGGACCACUGCGGAGACGGGAGUGAUGAGAUGUGCUGCACAGCCUGCAGAGGGGACUCUGCGUUCUGGUGUAAGUCAGGAGUAUGUUUGUCCAAAAAGGCUGUAAACGACGGUGUGAUGGACUGUCUGGGAGGAGAGGACGAGAUUAACAAACACAGUAAACCUGUUGGCCGUAGUGGAUCACAUGAUUCCAGAGAUCAAGAGUUCAUUUCUCCUAAAGAAGAGAUCAAAGCAACCAGGCAUCUUCUGGAAGGGAAGAUACACUGUGGAAUCCCCAACACUACGGUCUUAGAAGAAUCGGACAGAGGAGAAAGGAGAGGGGGAAGGCAGAAACGAGUGGUGGGAGGAGUGCCGGCCCAACCGACUCAGAUCCAAUGGCAGGUGGCGAUACAGGAGGGGGGUAAAAUCGACUGUGGUGGGGCAUACAUCGGGGGAUGCUGGGUUCUGACCGCCGCUCACUGUGUCAGGCCCAAACCAGAGGUGUACAGCAUCAAGUUCAGUCUCUGGAAGAAGAGAACAGUUCAAGGAACAACAGACAUCGUUCCUGUCAAGAACGUCAUCAUACACCACAAGUACAAUGCUAACACGUAUGAGAAUGACAUAGCCCUGAUAGAGAUGAAGAAGCUUCCAUUCAGGGACGAGUGUUUCCAAGAGAACCCAGCAGUCAGUGCUGUGUGUGUUCCCUGGUCCGUACAACUGUUCAACCCUAACCAUACCUGUAGCAUAUCAGGCUGGGGACGGAAGAAAGAUGGAGAGUCAUCGGAUGUGUUGCUCUGGGCCAACGUCUCUCUGAUCGCCAACUGUCAGCGAUUCUACGGUUCACGCUACUACGACGGCAUGAUGUGUGCAGGUGAUCUGGAGGGCGAUGUAGACUCGUGUCAGGGUGAUUCCGGAGGUCCUCUCGUGUGUCAGGAUUCUCUAGGUGUUUCCUACCUCUGGGGUAUAGUCUCCUGGGGGGAGAAGUGUGGGCAGGCCAAGUUCCCUGGAGUGUACACUCAAGUGGCACACUACUUUGACUGGAUCCGCACUCACACUGGCUGGUCUACUGUCACUAAAUACAACCUGUGAUGUUGAUAUAGACCAGGGGGUAUUUUCAAAUGUUACCGUUCGAUCUACUGCUGCUUUUCUGUUCUACCUGAUAAUUAAUAUCACCCACCUGGUGUCCCAGGUCUAAAUCAGUGUCUGAUUAGAGGGGAACGAUGGGGGGGAAAAGCAGUUGAACUGGCUUCGAGGUCCAGAUUUACAUUUGAGCGAUAUAGCCUAUUCAUACAUAAUAAAUAGUAAUAAACCGUUAUUACACUGUUAUACGAUGUUUAUGCUGGAUGAUGUCAAUAAACAACUUGAGAGCCCA